GCCACAAGCAGCUAAGUAUUGGGAGGGCGAUACUUGAAGAAUCAUUCGUCGCUCCGGUGUUAAAAUUCUUCAGACCAGUGCCGUUUCUGGCCCACUUGACACCUCUCACACCCUCAACGCACGCAGACUGGAGGAAGACACCCAACAAUGUCAACAGUCACGUUACCUUUCCUAGUGGUGCAGCCAACCAAAGCACAUACCGCAACAGUGAUUUGUGUACAUGGCAUCGGUGAUGAUGGCAGAGGAUGGAAUCCCCUCACAAACGAGCUCGCGCCUGCCCUCCCGCAUGUCAAGUGGCGACCCGUAACAGUGUACAAUAAAGAGUGGCUCCGUGCCUGGUUCGAUAUACCGUCUUUUGCCUUCACCGAGACUGAGGAUGCAUCGGGCAUGUUUGACUCGGUGCGCAAGCUGGAUGCGCUUGUCAAGGCUGAGGUCGACGCUGGCAUCCCACAAGAGCGUAUUGUCCUUAGCGGCUUUUCGCAAGGUGGUGCAAUAGUUCUCCUUUCUGGUCUCGGUGGACGCGCGGUACGCGAGGGAGGUGAGGGCUGGAAACUUGCUGGAGUCGCAGUGAUGAGUGGCUGGCUGCCAUUACGAGACCGUUUCAAGUCGCUCAUCUCCCCACACGCGCUAACCAUGCCGGUUUUUUGGGGCCAUGGAACAGACGAUCCACUCGUGAGAUAUAGCUUCGGGCGAAAGUCGGCGGAGAUUUUGAAGGACCAGGUCGGUCUAGCACUACGGUGGGGCGAUAAAGGAGAGGCGGAACGCGCGGCCUUCGGGAGCGCUGGUGUGAGUUUUUUGGAGUAUAAUGGUGUGCUACACGCGGCAUGUUCCAAGGAGCGUGCUGACCUGAAGGAAUUUUUGAAGAGAGUAAUACCUGACAAUCACAGUGGAUGAGAUAGGGGCUAUUAGACCGAGAUGUUGCUAUCAU
Messenger RNA from Suillus clintonianus, 928 nucleotides. Its product is annotated as Alpha/Beta hydrolase protein. Gene Ontology annotation, biological process: protein depalmitoylation. Gene Ontology annotation, cellular component: cytoplasm. NCBI's taxonomy places the organism in Eukaryota, Fungi, Basidiomycota, Agaricomycetes, Boletales, Suillaceae. The record is from RefSeq and is a predicted model, not a curated record. The coding region runs from base 148 to 894 and encodes 248 amino acids. Gene Ontology annotation, molecular function: carboxylic ester hydrolase activity; palmitoyl-(protein) hydrolase activity. The transcript has 3 exons.